AUGGAAAAUAUUACACAACCCACACAGCAAUCCACGCAGGCUACUCAAAGGUUUUUGAUUGAGAAGUUUUCUCAAGAACAGAUCGGCGAAAACAUUGUGUGCAGGGUCAUUUGUACCACGGGUCAAAUUCCCAUCCGAGAUUUGUCAGCUGAUAUUUCACAAGUGCUUAAGGAAAAACGAUCCAUAAAGAAAGUUUGGACAUUUGGUAGAAACCCAGCCUGUGACUAUCAUUUAGGAAACAUUUCAAGACUGUCAAAUAAGCAUUUCCAAAUACUACUAGGAGAAGACGGUAACCUUUUAUUGAAUGACAUUUCCACUAAUGGGACCUGGUUAAAUGGGCAAAAAGUCGAGAAGAACAGCAAUCAGUUACUGUCUCAAGGUGAUGAAAUAACCGUUGGUGUAGGCGUGGAAUCAGAUAUUUUAUCUCUGGUCAUUUUCAUAAACGACAAAUUUAAGCAGUGCCUCGAGCAGAACAAAGUUGAUCGCAUAAGAUCUAACCUGAAAAAUACCUCUAAAAUAGCUUCUCCUGGUCUUACAUCAUCUACUGCAUCAUCAAUGGUGGCCAACAAGACUGGUAUUUUUAAGGAUUUUUCGAUUAUUGACGAAGUGGUGGGCCAGGGUGCAUUUGCCACAGUAAAGAAAGCCAUUGAAAGAACUACUGGGAAAACAUUCGCGGUGAAGAUUAUAAGUAAACGCAAAGUAAUAGGCAAUAUGGAUGGUGUGACAAGAGAGUUAGAAGUAUUGCAAAAGCUCAAUCAUCCAAGGAUAGUACGAUUGAAAGGAUUUUAUGAAGAUACUGAGAGUUAUUAUAUGGUGAUGGAGUUCGUUUCUGGUGGUGACUUAAUGGAUUUUGUUGCUGCUCAUGGUGCGGUUGGAGAAGAUGCUGGGAGGGAGAUAUCCAGGCAGAUACUCACAGCAAUAAAAUACAUUCACUCUAUGGGCAUCAGCCAUCGUGACCUAAAGCCCGAUAAUAUUCUUAUUGAACAAGACGAUCCUGUAUUGGUAAAGAUAACCGACUUUGGUCUGGCAAAAGUACAAGGAAAUGGGUCUUUUAUGAAAACCUUCUGUGGCACUUUGGCAUAUGUGGCACCUGAAGUCAUCAGAGGUAAAGAUACAUCCGUAUCUCCUGAUGAAUACGAAGAAAGGAAUGAGUACUCUUCGUUAGUGGAUAUGUGGUCAAUGGGAUGUCUUGUGUAUGUUAUCCUAACGGGCCACUUACCUUUUAGUGGUAGCACACAGGACCAAUUAUAUAAACAGAUUGGAAGAGGCUCAUAUCAUGAAGGGCCCCUCAAAGAUUUCCGGAUAUCUGAAGAAGCAAGAGAUUUCAUAGAUUCAUUGUUACAGGUGGAUCCAAAUAAUAGGUCGACAGCUGCAAAAGCCUUGAAUCAUCCCUGGAUCAAGAUGAGUCCAUUGGGCUCACAAUCAUAUGGUGAUUUUUCACAAAUAUCCUUAUCACAAUCGUUGUCGCAGCAGAAAUUAUUAGAAAAUAUGGACGAUGCUCAAUACGAAUUUGUCAAAGCGCAAAGGAAAUUACAAAUGGAGCAACAACUUCAAGAACAGGAUCAGGAAGACCAAGAUGGAAAAAUUCAAGGAUUUAAAAUACCCGCACACGCCCCUAUUCGAUAUACACAGCCCAAAAGCAUUGAAGCAGAAACUAGAGAACAAAAACUUUUACAUUCCAAUAAUACUGAGAAUGUCAAGAGCUCAAAGAAAAAGGGUAAUGGUAGGUUUUUAACUUUAAAACCAUUGCCUGACAGCAUUAUUCAAGAAAGCCUGGAGAUUCAGCAAGGUGUGAAUCCAUUUUUCAUUGGUAGAUCCGAGGAUUGCAAUUGUAAAAUUGAAGACAAUAGGUUGUCUCGAGUUCAUUGCUUCAUUUUCAAAAAGAGGCAUGCUGUAGGCAAAAGCAUGUAUGAAUCUCCGGCACAAGGUUUAGAUGAUAUUUGGUAUUGCCACACCGGAACUAACGUGAGCUAUUUAAAUAAUAACCGCAUGAUACAGGGUACGAAAUUCCUUUUACAAGACGGAGAUGAAAUCAAGAUCAUUUGGGAUAAAAACAAUAAAUUUGUCAUUGGCUUUAAAGUGGAAAUUAACGAUACUACAGGUCUGUUUAACGAGGGAUUAGGUAUGUUACAAGAACAAAGAGUAGUACUUAAGCAAACAGCCGAAGAAAAAGAUUUGGUGAAAAAGUUAACCCAGAUGAUGGCAGCUCAACGUGCAAAUCAACCCUCGGCUUCUUCUUCAUCAAUGUCGGCUAAGAAGCCGCCAGUUAGCGAUACAAAUAAUAACGGCAAUAAUUCGGUACUAAACGACUUGGUAGAGUCACCGAUUAAUGCGAAUACGGGGAACAUUUUGAAGAGAAUACAUUCGGUAAGUUUAUCGCAAUCACAAAUUGAUCCUAGUAAGAAGGUUAAAAGGGCAAAAUUGGACCAAACCUCAAAAGGCCCCGAGAAUUUGCAAUUUUCGUAA
Saccharomyces cerevisiae S288C is the source of this 2466-nucleotide messenger RNA. It is a transcript of the gene RAD53, whose product is annotated as serine/threonine/tyrosine protein kinase RAD53. Gene Ontology annotation, cellular component: nucleus. NCBI's taxonomy places the organism in Eukaryota, Fungi, Ascomycota, Saccharomycetes, Saccharomycetales, Saccharomycetaceae. Gene Ontology annotation, biological process: DNA replication initiation; DNA repair; DNA damage checkpoint signaling. The record is from RefSeq and is marked reviewed. Gene Ontology annotation, molecular function: DNA replication origin binding; protein tyrosine kinase activity; protein kinase activity. The coding region runs from base 1 to 2466 and encodes 821 amino acids. The transcript has a single exon.